AUGGAGACUUGUUCACCUAGCAAGCGACGCGCGCUCGCUCCCCUCGACUCCAACGCGCUGGCCCCAAAGACACUGUUCAAAGCCCCCACGGCAAACACCUCGAGCGGCAUCAGUCCCGUAAAGAUGGCCAUCGAAGGGAGGAAGAGACUUCUCGAGAUGGAGAGCGCGGCGGCUGCUGGUCCAGCGGGGAAGAAGGCGUGUCUAGGACGUGACGAGGACGCGUCUGAGAGGAGUAAUAGUCCCGAUGUCAGUUCUGUAUUCGACACGUCUGCCGGCGACGCUUCUUGGGCUACGGCUGCUACUGAACACGACGGCGCUACAACGGUGGCUCGUACAUCGACAUCAGCACCCGCAUCACCAGCACCUACAAGAGGAACCCUAACGCGGCAACAAGUAAGACAAAGAGCAGAGACCCUUCGACUCCGACUCAGCCUCGCAAACUACAAGCUCCGCACAGGUCAGACGGCCGUGCCCCUCGCUGAGCUGCAGCGUCGUCCCCUCCUCCCGCGCGCCAUCAACGUUCGGUCGCCGACGCCGCCACCACCCGCUGCGGUUCCCGAGUCUGAAAUUGGGGAAAAGGACCGUCGGUCUUCGACGGAUUCUCAGCGGACAGAGGUUAUGCCUUCUGAAGGAGAAGAAGAGACAAAUCAAUGA
This is a messenger RNA of Fusarium vanettenii 77-13-4, 654 nucleotides long. RefSeq lists its product as uncharacterized. The record is from RefSeq and is a predicted model, not a curated record. Lineage: Eukaryota; Fungi; Ascomycota; Sordariomycetes; Hypocreales; Nectriaceae. Bases 1 to 654 code for a protein of 217 amino acids. The transcript is spliced from 3 exons.